AUGACUUCGACCCUAACAUGGUUCGAAUUGGCAGAAUUCGAUGAUUUUCUUACUGCCUCGGUAGUUGACCCCAUUUAUUAUUGGGCAACUAUCAGAAAGGCAUAUCAUCAAACUAACUUCAAGGCCGAUAAAACAUUGUCAACAAAGGAAGCUUUGGCCUUGAUUAGAAAUCAUCUAGUUUUCCCAACUGGUGAAGAGGCCACUUUGGCAACGGCAAAAAGACUCAACUUCUUGAUGGAAGAUUUCAUGAAAAUGGGGAAGGUGCGAAACUUCUUGAGAAGGUACCCCGAAGAAUCCAAGAUUCGGGAAUUUAAUAGGCAUGCCAAAAGAUACUUUCAACUUUUUCAAAAGGAUUGCGGGUUUGAUGUUUGUACCACUGACAGAUAUUUGAGUAAAUCCGGGAACCUAGAGGCUUGUGUGAUUGCCAAAAGAGUGUAUGAACCCAAUGAAGAAAUUAAGUACCUUUUUGGCUGCCUUGCACAAUUGGAUGAGGAAGAAAUCAAUAAUUUCGAUCAAAAUGAUUUCAGUAUCAUUAAUAUCAGCUCCAAAAAUACCCCUUGUCUUAUGUUGGGUCCAACAAGAUUUGUCAACCAUGACUGUAAUGGCAAUGCUAAAUUUUGGUCCAAUAAAUCCGGGAUGACCAUUGUAAGUGUCAGAAGAAUUUUGGUCGGAGAAGAAAUUACUGUUACUUAUGCUGCGAACUACUUUGGUAAAAAAAAUAAAGAUUGUUUAUGUGCCACUUGUGAAAGAGAUGGCCUUGGUGGGUUUGCACCUAAACAAGAUAACGCGGAACAGCCGCAGAUUGUGGAGGAUGGAAGCGCAGAUGAAAAUGAUAAAAAAGUAAUAGAAGAUGUCCUCAGUGAUGAGGAAAAUAAGGAAGAUCAAAAAAAUCGUUUCUCAACGCCUGAAUCAGAUAUGGCAGACGGCACUAUGUAUGAACUUGUUUCAAGUGGAAGCGAUUCUGAAGGUGAACUUUUAAGUGAUGAUGAAUCAGAUAUAGAAUGUAUUGAUGAUCCUACAGGUGUUUCCGACUUAUUACAAGUCCCUAUCAGCUCUUCUACUGCUGAUAGUGAUGGCCAAAAGGAGGGCUCUCGUACUGGAGAUCUCGGCUCUAGUACAAAAUCUAAUGGUGGAAAUUUUUCUUCUAUCGUCAAUAGAGGUGGCGACACAUCUAAAGAAAAAAGCUCUGCUCCGCCAGAAUCUGCUACAUAUGAUGCUGGGGAAAAGUCAAAGGGUAAGAAGGGAUCAGUGUAUGGUGGCAGAUUGCGACCAAGGAACAAAGUCAAUAAAAAGAAAAAGGUUUUACAAACCAUCGACUUGUUCCGGAUCGAUGACUCUCCUGAUUCCUUUAAAACAAACCUCCAAACGUCUAAAGAUAGUUAUGCAUCAAAUUUCUCCGAAUUCUCUCAAAGAAAAAUAUUCAAAACCUUUCAAAGACUUUACAAUAAACGUUAUUAUGAUGCUAAAUUUCAGCUGGAGCAUGACAUUUAUGAUUGUCAAAAUUGUGGUUGCUACUUCGAAUAUGAUCCCAGUACUUUUGAAGCCAUGAACUAUGAAAUACACCCAUCCAUGCAUGCUGCUAAUGGGGAUGCCAACAAGUCUUCUAUCAACAAUUUGUAUUGCCCAAAAUGUUUGAGACAUUUUAAGAUUUUCAAAUUAGCGUGGCCUUUAACUAAAGUAGAUUUGACGAUAAGCAACCGAAUGGAAAGCAUCAGACAAUUUUUAACUUUUUGGCCAGCAAAGAGAAAACCGGUUGAUUUGAUUCCAGAACUGAAUAAGCAUCGCAAACUUGAUGGAGAUGGGAACUUGGAAGUAGAAGAUAAGGUGAAGGUAGACGAGUUGGAUCCUCCUCUGAGCAAUGGUGACAAAAAUGCAGGCAAAGUCAGUUACCGUUAUUACAAAGGAAAGCUCGUUGAAAUUUCGGGAGAAAACAAUGUAAAAGAUCCAGAACGUCUAAAAUUGGGCAGUGUCACUUCUGUCUUGAGUGAUAUAAAGGAUUUGAAAUUAACUCUUAAAACGAAUUCACCAAACUCUGGGACUAACUUGAAAUCAGAUAUUCCUUUGAAAGUUCAUAGAUUGAGAGAGUCUUAUAUCAAGAAGUUAAACGAAGAGUGGAUUGUACUUUUUCAAGCUUAUGAGGCUUUUGUCAAAGAACAAAUAGCGGAGCUUAUUGAGAAAAAUCCCCAUAUUUUAAAGACCUCGUUCUUCAAGAAUUCCAAGCAGGUCUCGGCUGGAUCUUGGAGAUCUUCUAUGACACCAGUAUUCAAAAAUUCAUCCAGAUCUGGCUCAAACCUCGCGCUUAGAACACAGGAAAAGGGACCAAAACUAAAACCACGGAGCUUACCAUCAACCUCAACCAAAGCAACAAGAAGAAAAGCUAGUGUGGCUGAUAUUGCCAACCAUAUUAAAUCAAGAGCUACAAGACAGAGGGAAAAGACCAAUACGACUUCUAAAAGAGGUAAAUACGUAUCGGACUCGGAUGAUGCUCUUCAAGACGUUGCACUUGGGGAUCAUGGGACUACUGAGAUUUCCUCUAGAUUGAGGGACAACUCUCGAAGACCGGUAAAAGGCGACCAACUGUCGUACUUCAAAAAGCCUAGACUUGACAAAUCUAAUUCAACUUCUUCGGCUCUGAAAACUGCUAAGAAUCAAAAGGUUUCUAUGAGAGAUUUGAUUUUAAAGUACAAGAAAAAUGGUGUUGAAGAAAACCAGGUGAAGUAUUAUAGAUCGAAGAGCGAAAGAAUUUCUCAAUCCUCUCAAAGCUCUUCUGAAAGAACAAAAGCCAAGCAGCCUACUCUGAAACUUUUUGCUCCAAAAGAAACAAAGCAACCUAAUGCAGUAAAAUCGCUUGCUUCUAAUUUGGGCUCAAGUUAUUAUGAAAAAUACCAAUCAAAACCAAAACCAAAACCAAACAUGCCAAUGUCAGCACCAAUGCCAACGGUUAGAUCUGGGCCUAUAUUAGAUCCAAGAAAGAGAAGAAGACCGAUUGCUCAAGAACCUAGAACUGUGGGUGAACCAGAAAAGAAAACUAGAAGCCUGCCAAGGGAUUACAAGAAGAUAACUUCUGAAACUAGCCGUCCCAAAUCCAAUAGUGACAAGUCUUUGGUUAAAAAGACGAAUAAUAAUGGUCUUUUUGUUGAAGAUGGCAUUGCAGGAGAUUCUGAUGAGCUGGAAAUUGUUGAGUAUGGCACUUCUGCCUCAGUAGCAGCUGAUGGAUACGAGUCAUCUUCGGAUGAAAAUGGAAAAUACAAUGUUUCGAUGAAGAAGAUUGAUGAUCUUCAAAUUGCUGGUAAAGCCUUUGAGUACUUUGAAAUCGAUUGA
Messenger RNA from Saccharomycopsis crataegensis, 3321 nucleotides. RefSeq names its product SET domain-containing protein. The record is from RefSeq and is a predicted model, not a curated record. Gene Ontology annotation, cellular component: nucleus. NCBI's taxonomy places the organism in Eukaryota, Fungi, Ascomycota, Saccharomycetes, Ascoideales, Saccharomycopsidaceae. The coding region runs from base 1 to 3321 and encodes 1106 amino acids. The transcript has a single exon. Gene Ontology annotation, molecular function: protein binding; histone H4K20 methyltransferase activity.